UCAGUCAUAGUAGCUUCUAGCUUCGCGAGGACGCCAAAGCCAAAACAAACAACCCUUCUCUCUAAUCUCAAACCCUCCUCAUUACGGGCCUAUAAAACCCCUCCCUGAAUCCCCUCACUUUCCCUCCCGUUCUUCAUAUUUGAAUUUUUCCCGCUUUGGUUUUUGGAUCCCUGAGAGAUGGCGAGCGACGCGGAGAUCGGCGAGAUGGAGGGCUGGGAAACGCCGAAGAGAGGAGAGUGCCGGAUUCCGGCCGUGAUCUCUUGUCCACCACCACCGAAGAAGAAGUCUCCGGCGUUCACGAAGAGGAGAGAUCCGCCGAAGAAUGGCUACUUCCACCCACCUGAUCUCGAGGCGCUUUUCGCCCUAGCGCCACGCCAGAGAGAGGCUUGCGCUUGAGUAAACCCAGCUUGUAGAUAUUGGUGGUGCCGGUGAUGAUCUUGUACUCUAGGGCUUGAGGUUAAUUUCCUCUCUGUUUCUCCCUUCCCCCCUUCUUAUAUCUCUAUUGUAAACUAUUUUUCCUUCUUCUUCUUUUUCUUCUUGGUUGUAAUAGUUUUGAUCUAGCUUUCAGGGUUUGUGUAAUACUUUGUGUUUUGGCUUUGAUCUUAGCAUCAACUUCAGAUUCAGAUUCAUCAGUCAUGUCAAUCACUAGUGCGUCCAUGAUUUCCUUGUUUUCUUCA
Messenger RNA from Dioscorea cayenensis subsp. rotundata (Guinea yam), 677 nucleotides. RefSeq names its product cyclin-dependent protein kinase inhibitor SMR4-like. Lineage: Eukaryota; Viridiplantae; Streptophyta; Magnoliopsida; Dioscoreales; Dioscoreaceae. The record is from RefSeq and is a predicted model, not a curated record. The transcript has a single exon. Gene Ontology annotation, biological process: regulation of DNA endoreduplication. Bases 178 to 396 code for a protein of 72 amino acids.